AUGCAAGAAAGAAGACAAGGAGAUGACAGAAUCUACAUUGUCACAACCGUUUUCUUUGCAUGCAUUGUCGCAGGUGGCGUAUUCUUAGGUCUUUACAUAUUCCUGCCUGAGGCAGAAUCUGCUCUCUGGUAUCCAGUUGCAGGGAUCAUUCUUGUAGGCAUUCCCUGGAUCUUUUGGAUUGGUAUUUACCUCUACAGGUGUUGUGUACAUGGUUGUUGUCAAAGCAAUGGAGGAAAUGUUAACAGGGUCCAAAGCAGCUUAACGAAGACACAAUCCUAUGCUUCCACAGGACCUGUAGCCAGAUCAAUGCAUUCAUCGGAAAAUGAUAAUUCACCAUUGAGAUCGCCUAAUGGUGAUCAUCGUCAUGUUCAUUUUGGAGAGGUUGUUGUGCUCGGAACUAGAAAGUAUAAUCAGAAUGACGAUGGUGGUGAAAGUCAGCAUGAAGAUGCAAAGGGGUAUCCUGAAACAGAACAUGAAGGUAACGAGAAUUCUCAUGACAGCAUUGCAUCUGAUAAAGAUGCAUCUAGGAAAGGCGAGGCACCACUAAUCGUGUCAGCUUCAACCUGA
Messenger RNA from Durio zibethinus, 567 nucleotides. Its product is annotated as Putative membrane lipoprotein. Lineage: Eukaryota; Viridiplantae; Streptophyta; Magnoliopsida; Malvales; Malvaceae. The record is from RefSeq and is a predicted model, not a curated record.